Messenger RNA from Pelobates cultripes (western spadefoot toad), 21100 nucleotides. The record is from the annotation of a GenBank genome assembly. NCBI's taxonomy places the organism in Eukaryota, Metazoa, Chordata, Amphibia, Anura, Pelobatidae.
GCUCAGGCGGCCAUCUUUGGAUUGCUCGAGGCAAGUUCGUGUCGUCAAUGCUAUGCAUACUGUUGUUGUUUGGAUUGUCCUCGGCGGGCCACCGUAUUUCCGUAUAGUCAAGUUACUGUGGGCAUGUUAGCGGUGCUGGUACAGAGAAGGUAUGAGCUGUUAUGUAGUGUGUGCUUAAUGCUUUAUUGAUGCCAUUCAUUUUUUAGCUUCGUUAUAUCAAUUUCUUUACGUAUAUUAUCUGUAUAAUACACUAUUAAUGGUAAAUAACCAUGCUCUUUCUUACUCCUGUUAAAUCAGAGAAUGCCUUCACUUACCCUGUGGGGUAAGCAGUAGUGAAUUGUUUUGGCAGGGACUGACUGAUGCCCAGUGACAUUAACUUGGAAAUACUAUUUUCAUUUGUGAGGUGAGCUCAGUGAUCCCUACUUUAAAUGUGAUCCAUUAUUCCUUAAAUUAAUUAGUUUGUAAUUGUAGAAAGGAUCUCUAUUACAUUUGGAAAGAUAGUGCGGCUACAGUAAAGUGGACAGGUAUAUGGGGCCCAGUAAAUAUAAUGUGUCUGUUCCAACCAAUUAAAAUAAUUUGUGGAGGCAAUUUUUAAAAUACAAAUUUAGGGGGUUAGUAUAAGCGGGGAGCUUGGGCAGGAGGUUUGGGUUACAGUCUUCCAUCCCCAGUCUAUUGGUUAACUAAGCACCAAAAGAACUAACUUAAAAGGAUACUGUUGGCGAAGUGGACUGGGUGCACUGUCCUUUGUAACGGACCUUUGGUCUGUUAUCUGAUGCUGGACGUCCCCACGCUCUUAAUGAGGAUCUCUAGUGUCAGAUUUUUCCCCAUAGGAAAGCAUUGAAGAAAUCCUAAUGCGAACGCGGCAAUUGCCACGCAUGUGCAUUAGGUUUCCCCUGCCAACGUCAGCCUGAGGAGCGUGAGCGGAGCCUGACCCAGCGCCGGUGCUGGACUCAGAUAAGUGGGGGCAUGAGGGAGAAGGCACUGCAGGGUUCUAUAUUGCCAGGAAAACGGGUUUGUUUUCCAGGCACUAAAGAAUCCCUUUAAGGGGGCUCUCUUACCUAAAAACAUCUUUUUCACAAGGAAGUUGUUUUGAGGGCUGGUGCCAUCGAGGCUCUGGACGUUCCCCACAGAGAUGCAUUGAUUCAGUGCAUCUCUAAGAGGGGAUGCUGAUUGGCACAGUGUUUUCCUGCGCAUGCGCAAUAACCUUCUAUUGCUUUCCAAUGGGAAAGUAUUGGAUUGGCUUAGAUCAUCAAGAUUAAUGAUCUCAGCCAUGGAGGUGGAGUCAUCUGCUGCAAGACAAGCGGCAUCGUAGAAAAUGUGAGCAAAAACUCCUUUCAAUUAGUUCAUUAGUGGACUAGAAUGUCACUUUGACAUAUUCCUUGCCUUUAAAUGCUUUUCACUUUUAUAGUAUGAAAUAUCCUGCAUGCAAAGUAAGUUCAAAGAGAAUUAUAACUAUUAGGCCCCAGUAGCCAACAUGGAACCAUUGCUGACUUUGAUAACGUUUCUUUUCAGCUAUUUUGGCCUAAAAUUUGAAAUUCACAAUUGUAUUCCUAAUAAUUCACACUUAUAUGAAUACCUUUUGAAAGUUUUGAAAUUGAGCAGUUCACCUGAAUAUUCCAGUUAAACUCUGAUUUCGCUGCUUUUAGAACUUUGUUCUACAAAUGCUCCCUAUAAAUAAUCCUUACUGUAUCAGUGCUCUAUAGAACCUGAUGAACAACAUCAUAAAAAUACUAGUAAAAUAUAUACUACUGUUAUAGUCUUUACAUUUGAUAGUACCUUGAGCCAGGUCAGUGAAUGAAGAACAUAACUGCUGUAUCUCAAGGUUUAUUCACUAAAGUGAAGGAGAUAAAAUAGCCAAGAUGCCAAAGUGGUCAGCUGACGCUCUUAUUCAAUCAAAGCCAUGUAUUGCUGCUUAGGCUAAUGCUUUCUUAUUAGUUGGAGCAGUUGGGAGGGGAUGGGCUGCAUUGGACUCUUGUGUAAAACUUUAAAAAUGGUUUAACACUAAAUGGAAGGACAGCACCAAAGGCCUCCAUUCAAUGAGAUAAAGCAGUUGCAGUGUCCACAAUGGGCCUUUAAAUUUCCUAAUAUAUUUUGGAAAGUAAUUAUUUGUAUUAAAUCAGUGCUUAGGGACAUGGUUACUAUAAUAUAUCAAAUAUAUCUAUUUGCCCCUUACCUUUCUUUACAGUUGUCCUCUGUGAUGGCUGCCAUCUCUAUAAACUCCUUCAUGUGGCCCACAGCUAAGCUGACUUAAGGAACCUAGCCACAAGGUAGGAGCUGCGCACGCAUUCAGCCAGUCCAUAGGAAAGCAUUCUCAAUGCUUUCCUAUGGAUGCUGGCGUCUUCUCACUGUGAUUUUCAAGAGACAGCCACUGGAGGCUGGGUUAACCCUAACAUAAACAUAGCAGUUUCUGUGAAACUGCUAUGUUUAUAUAAAAAAAAAAAAAAAGGGUGGGGGGGGUUAACCCUAGCUGGACCUGGCACCCAGACCACUUAAUUAAGCUGAAGUGGUCUGGGUGCCUAUAGUGGUCCUUUAAGCUCUCCCUCCUGAGAUUUUCUAGAUCAUGGCUAUCUUCAAAUCUUUAAAAUCCUCGACAAAACCUAAAUCCAUUUAAGAUUUAAUUUUUGUAAUGCAUAUGGUUAACAUAAGGAUCACAUUUAUGAUUUAGAAAAGUUAGGGUUUAACGUUUUCACAGAUUUUAAAGCUACCAGGCCUGCACAGAUAACUGUGUAACAUUUAUUUUCACAUUUGACCUUUAAUUUUGCUUGUGUUUCAACUUUAACUGAUUUUUAUUUACUUGCAGCCAUGAGUAAAAGAAAUCAGGUAUCCUACGUGAAGCCGGCAGAACCCACAUUUCUGGCAAAGUUUAAGAAAGAUGUUGGAUUCAAAGCAGGUCCAACAGUGGACACCAAGGUACAUCUUGGCCUUCUAUUAAGUUAAUUUUAAUCUAUUUGCCAUUACUGAGGUUCAUUUAAAAUUUAAAUACAUGUUUUAAAUAGAUUUCUUGUACAUUUUUCUAAAGCAACAUGACACAUGCACAAAGUCUCUGUACUGAGACCAGUUACACAUUCACUGUGUAUUGAGGCUUACUACACAUUCACUAUGUAACGUCAAAUUCCAUGGGCUAGGGACUUUUACAUUCAUAACUGGCAUGAUUUGGGGGGUUUUUUUCUGACUGACAAAACUUAGCAUUUUUUUUUCUAGGUCUGGAUGUGGCAUUUGUAGGAACUUUGUCAUGAAUAAAUUACUAAGUCCUGUUGUGUAUAGAGUGCCUAGUGUUUUCUUCACAUUGUGACUGGAAAAUGAAUAGGUAUGACAUUAUUUUACGUACUUUAGAUGUCCUCAAUAUAACUGGAUUCUUAAUCUUUCUGGAAGCAAUUGAAGCAGCUGCAUGAUGUGCUCAGAGUCAGUUUCUGCCAUAUCUUAAGUGCCACUGUGCUCUGUACUAGUUGGUUUCCUAGUGAGAACGUCCCCUUCCUAAAGGCUUACUAGUGACUGCAUACCUAGGAACACUGGUUUUCAUCAAGUUAGUAGGAAUGUGGUCCUUUCAAAGGGCAGUGGUAGUUUAGGUCUAGUUCUGCCUACUUUGAUGAUUGUCCUCCUUUUAGCAGUUGUUGUUGUAGGGUUUUUUUUUUUUUUUGUGUAUGUGCAGAUUGUUCCCCAUUUUCUUCCAGGAUUUGUCCCUUUGCUUACCUUGGAACAGGGAGAUGAUCUGAGGAGGUCCCAGGUACUGGCUGGUGACCCCUUCAUUCUUAUUUGCCCUGAAUAUUCAGUAACCAUCCUGUUUCCUAGGCCAAAUAUACAUGGACGGACCUCUGCUAUUUGUGGCUGAAUCCUUUUGUAUGUCAAAUAGAGAAGUACAUAUUCAGGAUGUUUCAAAACGAUGAACCCAAAUUCAAAGCCGUAUAUUUCACGAUGGCAACAUAAAAUUACACCAAAAGCAUACAAACUGUUUAAUGAGCUAUCAAGUUUUACAAAAAAAGUAGUUGAAUUCAUCCCAAGUGGCUUUCAAAGUGUAUUCUUUUACUAAAGUCACCGUUGCCACGAUUCUGUUUUUGAGGUCAUCCAGAUUAGUCGCUAAUGGUGGGACAAAAACACCAUCUUUGACAUAUUGACACGAGAAAAAGUUACAGGCUGUAAUGUCUGGAGAUCUUGAGUGCCAGUAGUGUAGCACCAAGUCUUGGGGUACUGUGCGAGCUCUCCAACGUUGAGGCAGUGUUGUCAGUAUAAUUAUAUUGGCAGACAUAUUGUGCUAAAAUAGAAAUUAAAAGUGUCUACUGCCAAUCACACUUAAAACAAAGCUGACUCCAUUUUGUAUCUUAGGGCUAAGAAAGACACAAAAUUUCUUGCUUUCUGUAACUCCAGCCAUUCAAGCCUGAGCUAAGGAAUGCGUUAUGUAAACAAGCAAGUGAUAAGGAAUGAAGUCUCACAGCAAGGAUGGGGGUGGAAUACAACCCGGAGAGACAGUUGUAUACAUAAUAAAAAUCUCUCUCUCUCUCUCUUUCUCUUUCUCUUUCUCUUUCUCUUUCUCUUUCUCUUUCUCUUUCUCUUUCUCUUUCUCUCUCUCUCUCUUUCUCUCUCUCUUUCUCUCUCUCUUUCUCUCUCUCUUUCUCUCUCUCUUUCUCUCUCUCUUUCUCUCUCUCUUUCUCUCUCUCUUUCUCUCUUUCUCUUUCUCUCUUUCUCUUUCUCUCUUUCUCUCUUUCUCUUUCUCUCUUUCUCUUUCUCUCUUUCUCUUUCUCUUUCUCUCUCUCUCUCAUACACUUAAUUACUAUUAUAUUAAACACAUAUAAUUAGUAUCAUGUUAAUAAUAUAGACUAUUCAUUGAUAAAUAUCAAUUAAAAAUAUCAUAUUUAAUAAAUGUUAGUGGAAUAGAAAUAAUCCUACACACAGCUUCACACAAGAAAGCCAGAUAACAGUUACAGAUAAUACUUAGUAAUUAAUUUUACUUUCUAAAUCUUACAAAGUCCCAUUGUAAGCAAGGGGUGAAAUUAAGGUUUAGACAUGUCAGAAAGUAGAUUUACGGGUCUAUGCCCAACACAAAGUCUUGGGAAAACCUUUUGAAGCUGACAGCAAAUUUGAGUUAUGGUGGCCAUUUAGAUAAGGCAAAAUUAUGUCAAAAUCAUUAUCAAAUUUAGUUAACUCUUUGCAGGACAAGAAAUUUUGGUGAUGUAAGGGCACCAUCUACUGACCGAAAUCUAGAUGAUAGCCUGUUUUGUAGACACACCUACAGCUUCCUAUUGGUCUUAUCAGAUAAUGACAUGCAAAGAGUUUGGCCCUUUAAAAAGUAAGAACAAAGGGAAGGGACGAAGAUGCAGGACAGCAAUUCCGGGAACACACUCUGGGACUGACACUCAACUUUCAAAUUAUCUUGGACAAAACUCGAGAAACACUUCCUGGACACUUUAAAUUUUACUAUCUUUCUAACCAACGCCACUUUUCUAUUACAGUCAAUCCUGUAUUUUACAUAUCAAAGGUUUGAUUGCGGGGGUUAAUGAAUCUACAGAAUGGUAACAUGUUGCAUGAAGACUAAAAAUUCUAUGUACCGUAUAUACUCGUGUAUAAGUCGAUCUCAUGUAUAAGUCGAGUGCAGUUUUGUGACCAACAAUUGGGAAAUAUGCUAUGCCUCGUGGAUAAGUCGAGGGUAAAACUUGGGGCUAUGAAAUUCUGUGAUUUUUAUAAUUAUAUACACACACACUCAUACAAACACACACUCUCUAUUAUAUACACACACACACUCAUACAAACACACACUCUGCAUUAUAUACACACACUCAUAAUGCAGAGUGUGUAUAUAAUGCAGAGUGUGUGUUUGUGUAGUGUGUGUAGUGUGUGUGAACUGGGUGGGAGGAGGGCAUUUUUAUUAUUUUAAUUUUUUUUAUUUUAAUAUUAUUAUUUUUUUAUUAUUUUAAUUUUUUUUUGUCCCCCCUCCCUGCUUGUUAACUGGUCAGGGAGGGGGGGUAAGUAACAUCUCUGCCAGCCCCCUCCUCCCCCACUGAACUGCCAAUGCCACUGGACCACCAGGGAAGGAGAGCCCCCCUCCCUGCCAUGUAUCAAGCAGGGAGGGGGGACAACAAAAUAAAUAAAAUAUAAAAAUAAUAAUAACAAAAUAAUAAAAAAAAAAUAUAACAAAAAAUAAUUAAAAUAAUAUUAAUUUUUUUUUAAUAAAAAUGCCCACCCCCCACCAAGGCUCUGCAACACAAACACACACACACACACUGCAUCACACACACACACACCAUGCACUCAUACACACACACUGCACUCAUACACACACUGCACUCAUACACACACACUGCACUCAUACACACACACUGCACUCAUACACACACACUGCACUCAUACACACACACUGCAUUCAUACACACACACUGCAUUCAUACGCACACUGCACUCAUACACGCACACUGCACUCAUACACGCACACUGCACUCAUACACGCACACUGCACUCAUACACGCACACUGCACUCAUACACGCACACUGCACUCAUACAAACACUGCACUCAUACAAACACUGCACUCAUACAAACACUGCAUUCAUACACACACACUGCAUUCAUACACACACACUGCAUUCAUACACACACACUGCACUCAUACACACACUGCAUUCAUACACACACACUGCAUUCAUACACACACACUGCAUUCAUACACACAAACUGCAUUCAUCAUAUAUACACACACUGUAAAUAAAUAUUCAAUUAAUAUAAUUUUUUUAGGAUCUAAUUUUAUUUAGAAAUUUACCAGUAGCUGCUGCAUUUCCCACCCUAGUCUUAUACUCGAGUCAAUACGUUUUCCCAGUUUUUUGGGGUAAAAUUAGGGGCCUCGGCUUAUAUUCGGGUCGGCUUAUACUCGAGUAUAUACGGUACCUUUCCUGCAGCUCCUGUCACCUCCCUUCUCCUCCGUUCCGGUCAGCUCCACUGUAAGUCUCGCGGUCUGGUUGCCGCACGGAUCGUUGCCAUGGCUCUGACGGCCGCGGCUCUCUAAGUUGCCAUAAUCAGAGUCAGACAGUGACUCGAGUAUAAGUCGAGUGGGGGUUUUUAAGCACAAAAAAUGUGCUGAAAAACUAGACUUAUACUCGAGUAUAUACUGUAUUUUCCUUUUUUAUCGAAAUCUUGUAGAUCUUGAUAUGGUUUGUGCUUAUUAUGAUUUAAUAUUUCCCCCCACAGCGACAGGAACUUCCGGUGUUUGGGGAUGAAGACGAUGGCAGUGAUAAGGAGGAUGAAAGACCACAGGUGGUAGUCCUUAAGAAAGGUGAUCUUUCAGAAGAUGAAGUUAUGAAAAUUAAAGAGCAAAUUAAAGGGACCUCAAAAGGUUUGUUUGAUAAAAGUAUUUGUCAAUCUAUUGACCCUCAAAUGUUUUUUUUAAUCAGUGAAUCCUUUUGUAGGACUUUGAAAGAGCUUAGCUAUGCAUCUUUGCUUGCACUGUGGUUUCAGUUUAUUGACACAAUUUGCUGUAUCCUUAGAUACCUGUAACUAAGUAUAUGUAUAUAUCCACUUGCAAACAAAUAUUAGCUUUGCUUAAAUUCAGGACAAAUCCCCAGAUUCAUUAUUCAUGAAACAUUUCUUACUUAUUUUGUUCCAUCAUUAUUAAUUGUUCAAAAAACAAAACAAACUUUGUAGGUGUUGUAUCUGCUGCAAUGGCAAAAUCAGCUUUUAAACCACAAGAGCUUUCUUCUUGUUAAUAAAUGAAUCAUUUACCUUUAAAAAUUCCAGAGUUAGAGAGAAUGUACUAAAGUAUUUUCUCUCUCACAAAAGAACAAUGUCAGUUACAUUGCAUUUUAUUAUUAAAGUGUUAGCAGAAUUAGUUUAAAACCACAUCAUAAAAAAGUUCUAGCUAAUUCCUUGAAAUGAAGAUUGGAUCACUAUAGGGUCAGGAACACGAACAUGUAUUCCUGACCCUAUAGUGUUAAAACCACCAUCUAGCUCCCCUGGGCCCCUCAUGCCUCCAUAAAUAUAGUAAAAAUCUUACUGUAUUCAAGCCUGAAGCUGUAAAUCUGCAUGCUGUUAGAUUCAGAAAAACAAACAGUCUGCUGACAUCAUCAGAAGUGGUAGCCUGAUCCAAUCACAAUGCUUCCCCAUAGGAUUGGCUGAGACUGACAAAGAGGCAGAUCGGGGGCAAAGCCAGCAUGAUUCAAAUACAGCCCUGGCCAAUCAGCAUCUCCUCAUAGAGAUUAAUUGAAUCAGUGAAUCUCUAUGAGGAAAGUUCAGUGUCUGCAUGCAGAGGGAGGAGAUACUGAAUGUUUGGAUGCAUUUGAGGCAGCCAUGACCCAGGAAGGAUCUCUAACAGCCAUCUAAGGAGUGUGCCACUGAAGUUAUCACUAGGCUGUAAUGUAAACACUGCAUUUUCUCUGAAAAGACAGUGUUUACUGCAGAAAGCUUGAAGGUAAUGAGUCUACUCACCAGAACAAAUGCAAUAAGCUGUAGUUGUUCUGGUGACUAUAGUGUCCCUUUAAAAAUUAGCACAGAUUCACAAUGUGUGCUCUUGUACACCAGUGGCACAGGCUCUAGGUAAAUAUUUUAUAUAUUUUGUUUGUUUUUAAGAUGACCGCUCCUUUUUAUAUAAUCUUUAUUUAUUGUGCAAUGAUUGACAUACAAGCUUGAGAUGCCACGACGACAGUAACAAGCAUAUUAUAAACAUACAUCGAAAUAUAGUGUCAUGUCAUAUAAGGAAAUUGCUCAUUUUUAUGGGUAUAAUAAGCAGGCUGAACUGUAGAUCUAAACAUCUAAGAUCUGCGAGAGUACAACCUUAAAGAAAAGUUAGGUAGUGCAUGGUAUAUGCUAGGUAGGAGUUAAAGGAACACUAUAGUCACCUAAACCACUUUAGCUUAAUUAAGCAGUUUGUGUGUGUAGAUCAUGCUUCUCAAGUUUCACUGCUCAAUUCUCUGCCAUUUAGGAGUUAAAUAGCUUUGUUUCUGUUUUUGCAGCCCUUGUCACACCUCCCCUGGCUCUGAUUGACACAGCCUGCAUAAAAAAAUAAAUAAAUAAAAAGACUGAUUUCACUUUCAAACAGAUGUAAUUUACCUCUAAACAAUUGUAUCUCUUUCUCUGUAAAUUGAACUUCACAUACAAGAAGUUCUUGCAGGGUCUAGCAAGCUAGUAACAUAGCAGGGGAUAAAAAAAUCUAAAUUAAACAGAACUUGCAAUGAAGGAAGGAUAAACUGUAGAUGACUCUUUACAGGAAUUGUUUAGGAAGGCUAUGCAAGUCACAUGCAGGGAGGUGUGAAUAGGGUUAAUAAACAAAGUGAUUUAACUCUUAAAGGGUAGAUAAUUGAGCAGCGAGACUGCACGGGCAUGAUCUAUACAUCAAAACUGCUUCAUUAAGCUAAAGUUGUUUUGGUGACUAUAGUGUCCCUUUAAGUAAAGCUAAGAAAAUCCUAGUAUAAUAUGCUCGUAUUAACACUGGAGAUAUAAUGCCACUGGGUACUUGUUACUAAAUUGAUGUAGAUGAGUAGGAAUAUAGGAAUCCCUGCAUUACAGAUCAGCCCAAUGCAUUGUGUGUAACAAGAUAAAACAGUGGAACAUAAUAAUUGCACUGAGUGCCUGCUUAGCCACUGGUAUUAAUUAUCAAGCUAGACUAUCUGAUCUGGAUACUGUUGUGUGGGGCCUGGUGUAGUGGGAGACCUAUGGCUGAGUAAGACCCUGCAUCUUCAUCUAACCAAUGCCCAUCAAUGGCAGUACACCGUUCCGUGGAGUGUCCACUGGACCUGGUAAUUAGUUUAGGCAUCUUGUGUAAGGUUCGCAGAAUUUUACGCAAAGCUGUUUGUGUGUUUUUCCCCCAGAUUCAUACUAGUCAAAAAAGUAUAUAUAUUUUUUUUUUAUUCUUUAAAAAAAAAAAACUUAAAUAGUUUUCCAAUUUAUGAAUCCUAGAAAAGAUACCUAAAUAACAUUUUGGUUCUGUAAACUUGAUAAAGGGAGGAAAUCCCAAAUGUUUAUCACAACAAAUUUAGUACAGUAAAAAAGGUGUUUUCAGAAGACCGUAACAAUGGAUUGAAAUAUUGCUCCAAAUUAAGGGGAAAAAAGUAUUUGAUCCCCUGCUACUUUUGAACAUUUGCCCACUGACAAAAAAAUAAGUAUCAUUUUAAUGGUAGGUGUAUUUCAACAGUGAGAGACAGAAAAACGCACGUCAAUAAAGUUAUAAAUUGAUUUGCAUGUCAAUGAGUGAAAUAAGUAUUUGACCACUUCGACUUAGUACUUGGUGGCAAAACCCUUGUUGGCAAUCAAAGAAGUCAGACGUUUCUUGUAGUUGGCCACCAGGUUUGCACACAUUUCAGGAGGAAUUUUGUCCCACUCCUCUAUGCAGAUCCUCUUCAAGUUAUUAAGGUUUCGAGGCUGACGUUUGGCAACUCGAACCUUCAGCUCCCUCCACAGAUUUUCUAUGGGUUUAAGGUCUGGAGAUUGGUUAGGCCACUCCAGGACCUUUAAUGUGCUUCUCCUUGAGCUUCUCCUUUGUUGCCUUAGCUGUGUGUUUUAAGUCAUUGUCAUGCUGGAAUACCCAUUCACGACCUAUUUUCAAUGCUCUAGCUGGGGGAAAUAGGUUCUCACCCAAUAUUUGACGGUACAUGGCCCCGUCCAUCGUCCCUUUGAUGCAGUGCAGUUGUCCUGUCCCCUUAGCAGAAAAACACCCCCAAUGCAUAAUGUUUCCACCUCCAUGUUUGACUGUGGGGAUGGUGUUGUUUGGGUCAGAGACAGCAUUCCUCCUCCUCUAAACACAGUGAGUUGAGUUGAUGCUAAAGUGCUCAAUUUUGGUCUCAUCUGACCACAACACUUUCACCCAGUUCUCCUCUGAAUCAUUCAGAUGUUUAUUGGGAAACUUCAGACGGGCCUGUACAUCUGCUUUUUUGAGCAGGGGAACCUUGCGAGUGCUGCAAGAUUUCAGUCCUUCACGUCGUAGUGUGUUACCAAUUGUUUUCUUGGUAACUAUGGUCCCAACUGCCUUGAGAUCAUUAACAAGAUCCUCCCAUGUAGUUCUGGGCUGAUUCCUCCAUGAGGUGAGAUCUUGCAUGGAGCACCAGACUGAGGGAGACUGACAGUUAUUUUGGGUUUCUUCCAUUUGAGAAUAAAUCGCACCAACUGUUGUCACCUUCUCACCAAGCUGUUUGGCGAUGGUCUUGUAGCCCAUUCUAGUCGUGUGUAGGUCUACAAUCUUGUCCCUGACAUCCUUGGACAGCUCUUUGGUCUUGGCCAUGGUGGAGAGUUUGGAAUCUGAUUGCUUCUGUGGACAGGUGUCAUUUAUACAGGCAACAAGUUGAGAUUAGGAGCACUCCCUUUAAGAGAGCGCUCCUAAUCUCAGCUCCUUACCUGUUAGAAAGACAUCUGGGAGCCAGAAAUCUUGCUGAUUGAUAGGGGAUCAAAUACUUAUUUCAUUCAUUGACAUGCAAAUCAAUGUAUAACUUUUUUGACAUGCGUUUUUCUGGAUUACUAUUUUUUUUUUUUUUUGUUCUGUCUCUCACUGUUAAAAUACACCUACCAUUAAAGUUAUAGACUGAUCCUGAUUCCCAAAACAGGAAAAGAUCCCUCAAAUACAUUAAAUUAUAGAAUGAUUUCUUUAAUAAAUCUAGAUUUAAAAAUCUCACAUUUUAGCAAACUGAUUAAAAGCCGUUUUUUUCUGAUAUAGUUGCAGUAGACCAGUCGGGUUUCAUCAGGGACUGUGGUACAACAGAUAAUAUUCGUAGAGUACUCAAUUUGAUUAUUAAAAGCAAUCCUAUGUAUUCAGAAUUGGCCAUUUUGGCAAUUGACGCAGAAAAGGCAUUUGACAGGGUUAAUUGGAGGUUUUUAGAUAGAGUACUAAAUACAUUUGGAUUUCGAGGCCACUUUAAAGAUACAAUCAUGUCAUUAUAUAUAGCGCCAUCUGCGAAAAUUAUAAAUCCAUUUUUUCGAAUUAUCUACCUUUCCAAUAAAAAAAAUGGCAAGAGGCAAGGCUGCCCAUUGGCCCCAUUACAAUAUAUCUUAUCUUUUGAGCCAUUGGCUAUUAUGAUUAGAGAUAAAGUAGUACAUGGGAUUAAAUCAGCCGAUCGGGAAUAUAACAUUUCUCUAUUUGCGGAUGAUGUUCUUCUGUCCCUGGUGAGGCCCGCAAUCUCUAUUCCAGAAGUUUUUAAAAUAACUGAAAUCUAUGGAACUAUCUCAAACUAUAAAAUUAACAUAACGAAAACUAAGAUUAUGGUUUUAAAUGUGUCUGAGGCUGAACUUUCUAUAAUCUGAAACUUAACUUUCAGUUUAAUUGGAACCCGGAGUAUAUUGAGUAUCUGGGUAUUAAGUUAUCUUAAUAUUCAGAAUAUAAUACACUGUAACUAUGAUAAUCUAUAUUUUUCUAUUAAUAAGCAACUGUCCAAGUGGACCAAAACUGAGAUCUCAUGGUUGGGGUGCUUAAAUAUAGUUAAUGCGUAUUUUAUUCCAAAAGUAUUAUAUUUUUUUAGGUGGAGGCAAAUAAACGCCCAAGAAUAUCUCAAAAUAACUAUGACAAAGGCGGUAUCUCAUUCACUGAUAUUGCAAAAUUACAUCAAACAUGUUUAGCUACGAAUGUAAUGUUGUGGUCUAACUCGAAUAUUCAGAAUAAAAACUGGUACCAAAUAGAACAGUUUAUGUGGAAACUUAAUGUAUUCUGGACAGAAGAUUCAAUUAAAAUUAAGCAAAGAAAACCUCAAAAUCAAAUAAUAGUGGAUAUGUUAGAUGUGCUAAAAAAGUUGAAAAGCAAACUUAAUCUUUCAGACUAUAUCCUUAUAUAUGAUCAAAGUAGGAUCAGCGCUAGUAAUGCCACAGAAAAUAUGUAAAAUAGUAAGAAGGCAGCACACCUAAAAAGGGGUAACCCUCCUAUCCCCUAUAGCUAAAUCAGAAAUGGAAAGAACAAAGGAAAUAGGGCGCGCCUUUAAUAAAAAUACAUUGAUAUAAUCACUAAAAAGUACAGUAAAAAUAAGAAUAAAAAAGUCCAAAAGUAGUAGUCCACAGGUAUAUAGGGAGUGUUCUUUGUAGUGUGAUAUGGUAUCGUCCCGGAUGAUGACUUGUAUUUUUCAGUGAGUCAUAUGUGGAAAAAUAAAAAGAGCAACCAAAUGGUCAGUAUGUUGGUAUAGGUGGAUAUAUAUAUAAGAUAAAAUGGAAUUACUCACAAUUUGCAGAGCUAAAAUCCAGCUCUGGUAUCAAGUGCGUGAAGUGGAAUGAUCCCCACUCAAGGAUAUAUGGAGCCGUUACUUGUAGGAUGGGUGGUCCACCAAGGAUUCCAACCGGAAAUUAAAACAAAUAAAAUAUAUAGUGCUCACUGUUUAUUUAAAAUUGAGUUAAGAAAUUGUAUGAAAUGUACUCACGAUGUAUGAUCUCUGCUCAAUUUUAGGCGUAUGGGUGAUAUAAUCCCCACCUAGGGAUAUUUCCUUAAAGGCCAAAAUUCCUUUAUUAUUACAAUGUAAAAUUAUUAAAAUAUUAAUAAUAAUGGUCCAAAUGGACCAAAACUGAGAUCUCAUGCUUGGGGUGCUUAAAUAUAGUGAAUGCGUAUUUUGUUCCAAAAGUAUUAUAUUUUUUUAAGUGGAGGCAAAUAAACGCCCAAGAAUAUCUCAAAAUAACUAUGACAAAGGCAGUAUCUCAUUCACUGAUAUUGCAAAAUUAGAUCAAACAUGUUUAGCUGCGAAUGUAAUGUUUUGGUCUAACUCGAAUGUUCAGAAUAAAAACUGGUACCAAAUAGAACAGUUUAUGUGGAAACUUAAAUAAUGUAUUCUGGACAGAAGAUUCAAUUAAAAUUAAGCAAAGAAAACCUCAAAAUCAAAUAAUAGUGGAUAUGUUAGAUGUGCUAAAAAAGUUGAAAAGCAAACUUAAUCUUUCAGACUCUAUCCUUAUAUAUGCCCCUAUAGAAACUUUACAAUAUGAUCUGAUUGAUCUGGAUAUGCAGAAAUGGAGGCUAGGGAAAAAUUAAAUGAUUGAUCUUUUUGAAGAUAAAGUUCUGAUUAGCUUUCCUGGCUUGAAAACGAAAUACAAUGUACCCUUUAGGGAUACUUUUCUAUAUAGAAGGUAUAAACACCAUCUUAAUUUUUUUUGUUUUUUUGAACAUCCUAUCUUCAGAUAUUUAGAUAAUGUAGGUACUAGAGGUUUAAUAACUAGAUCUUCUAAACUUUUGGAUGUGGAAGAUGAUGUUAUAAAAAUGUCACCAAUAGAAGAAUGGAAAAAGGAUCUCAAUGUAAUCUACACCCCAUAUGAAUGGUACCAAACCACUAUCAAACUAAAAAUAUAUAUACAUUGUAUAUCCCUGAUAGAACUUCAUCUAAAGAUCCGAUAUACCAUAUAAACUCUAGUAUAAGCCGACCCAAGUAUAAGCCGUGGCACCUAAUUUUACCACAAAAAAAUGGGGAAAACGUAUUGACUCGAGUAUAAGUGGGAAAUGCACUGGGGUGGGAAAUGCAGCAGCUACCGGUAUCAAAAUGCAAUGCAAAGCUUAAGAUUAUCCCAUGACUAAUGGGAGUUAUAGUCACAUUACAGACUGUGCACUUAUUCACUAAAACCUGAUCUAAAAAAAACAAAACACAUUUAACCCCUUAAGGACCAAACUUCUGGAAUAAAAGAGAAUCAUGACAUGUCACACGUCAUGUGUCCUUAAGGGGUUAAAGCAAAAGGAAAAAUCCUCUUUUAGAGAAUUUGCUGGGUUUUUUCUCUCACCCCCACCUCCUUAGUGGUCCUUUCCCCCUUCUCCUCCCCCCACCUCCUUAGUGGUCCUUCACCCCCCCUCCCCCCACCUCCUUAGUGGUCCUUUCCCCCUUCUCCCCUCCUUAGUGGUCCUUUCCCCCUUCUCCCCUCCUUAGUGGUCCUUUUCCCCUUCACACCCCACCCCACCUCCUUAGUGGUCCUUUCCCCCUUCACCCCCCUCCCCACCUCCCUUAGUGGUCCUUACCUCCUUAGUGGUCCUUUCCCCUUCUCCUCCCACCCACCUCCUUAGUGGUCCUUUCCCCCCUUCUCCUCCCCCACAUCCUCAGUGGUCCUUUUCCCCUUCUCCUCCCCCAUCCUUAGUGGUCCUUUUCCCCUUCUCCCACAUCCUUAGUGUUCCUUUCCCCAUUCUCUCCCCCACAUUCUUAGUGGUCCUUUCCCUUCUCCCCCCCACCUCCUCAGUGGUCCUUUCCCCCUUCUCCUCCCCACCUCCUUAGUGGUCCUUGUCACGAACGCACCCUACUCCAAGGGUGUGCGUGACGUAGUUGUGGUGGUGAAAGGGUUAAAGUACACUAUUUGUCUGCACUAGACUGGAAAUAAUGACCAAAUCCCCCUUUAACACCACCCACACUUAAACAUAAUAAUAUAACUAUUACUACUUUAACGCUGCCACCACCAAGACAAUUUAUAAAUGGGGUGUCUUGGUCCCCCAGGUAAAUCAAUAAUAAAACCCACCAAAUAUUACUUAAUACAAUAUUUAAGGAAUUAUAAAAAUACUAACUAGUCUCUUCAGGUAACGUGAUUCUUAAACAGACAAAGGCAAAACUUAAUAAAUGAAUGUUUAUUAUGAGCAAAAGAUAGUCACAGUGCAUAUAAAAAUAUAUGAUAAACAAAUUAUUUACACCAACAACAGAUAAAAACAAAAAGGAUAAAAUACAGAAGUCCUAAUUACUCACUUAGGUUUUCAAAGUACAACUUCUGUCCAGGGGGUCUCUGGCAAGGAAAGAUGGUGACUCACUCAAAAUUAGAUCUUGGCCCCAAGCAAGUACACAAACACCCUUCAGGAUCAUUAGAUAUAUACCCUGUGGUUUAUCAAGUCUUGCCCAGGGGUGGAGUUAAGGCAUACCUACAGUAAUAAUAACUGACCACCUCCUUUGUUCCAGACCACUGUCAAUCCAAAUGGAAACAUUUGACUCUAUCUUCUUUUUUGUACCUGCCACAGAAAUAAUAAUUGCAUCUACAAAUUUAUUAUUUUCCCAUUCCAUAGACAUGUUGCACGUCCCACCCACGAUCCAAUAGGACGGACAUCACAAUUCCUUUCCCUAGGGUCAAGUUAGGCCACUCAUGUUUGGACUUGGUUAGAAGAUGGCGCUUGUCACAUUCCAAAUAUAACAAAAAUGAGGCUUUAUUAUUAUUCUGUGGGGGUAAAUAUGAAUGUUUUUUGUCCUUCCUUUGGAUAUGAUACUAGAACAAAGCUAAUGGCAUUUGCAUAUCAAAGAGAUUUACUCAUCCCUUACAAGGUACAUGCCAAAUGGAUGAAGAGACAUUCAGACUUUUUCCAAGUGUAGAACCUCACACCUUGCAGAGCUUUUAUUACUUCACAUCCAUAUAGUAAAAUCCUUUUCACAUUCCUAUACCAUUCACACUACCCCUUCUGUCAUCUGACCUCUGUGGGGGUCCCAGCUUCAAAAGAUGUAACCCCUGUUGACCUCAGCAAUAGCAUCUCUGUAAUUUGUGCCAUUUACUACAAGAAAUCACAUUAAAAGAUGAUAUUCCAUAGUCUCAUAAUAAAUUAUACACCCUUGCCGUGACAGUCCUUUCCCCCUUCUCCCCCCCCACCUCCUCAGUGGUCCUUUCCCCCUUCUCCCCCCAACCUCCUUAGUGGUCCUUUCCCCCUUCUCUCCCCCACCUCCUUAGUGGUCCUUUUCCCCUUCUCCCCCACCUCCUGGUGAUUUUUCCCCUUCUCCCCACCUCCUUAGUGGUCCUUUCCCCUUCUCUCCCCACCUCCUUAGUGGUCCUUUCCCAUCCCCCACCUCCUUAGUGGUCCGAUCCUUCUCCCCCUCACCUCCUUAGUGGUCCUUUCCCCCUGUUGUCCUACCUAUGUAGCGUGGCCGGGCGGCACAGACCGCAGUACAGGAACUUCUGUUUCCUGUACCCGGCCACCGGCUGACUGAAGGGGAAGUGCUCGCUGUGCACUUCCCUCCUGCCGGUCACCUAAAUCUAGCGCCUCCCAGGCCAGUGCGCCCUAGGGAAGCUCGAGUAUAAGCAAUGGGGGGGGCUUUUUCAGCAUAAUAAAUGUGCUGAAAAAGUCGGUUUAUACUCAAUUAUAUAUGGUAGAUGGUAUCAGGUCUCAAAACUACAUAAAAUCUAUGAAGCCUAUUCGCCUCUAUGUUGGUGUUGUCAGAAAGAGAUUGGCACAGUAUUUCAUAUAUGGUAUACAUGUCCGAUACUAAAUGACACCAAGACAUUUAUAAUAUCCCUGAUAGCUAACUUAAUUCACAACACCAUUAUACUUACACCUUCCCUUUUUAAAUUUAAUUUAGACUUCCCAAUAAUGGAGAAAAAACACAAAUGCCUAAUCACACAUAUACUUUAUGCCUAGUUAUCUAUAGCUCGUGACUGGAAAUCUAGUUUUUCUCCAUCCUGCCAAGAAAUUCUAAACCAGAUAGAGUAUCAGUACACAAUGGAAUGUAACUUUAUUCCUACUUUGAAAAUAUUUACUUCCUAUCGCAAAUAUUGGCACCCUUGGGCGGAAUAUAGAAACAAUACAAACUAGCUUGUCAUAGGGUUGGGACAUGUAAACCAGGGGUGUUCCACUUUUUAUUUAGGUCAAAUAAGAUUCCCUUGGAUAUAUCAAUCCUCAUGCUUACUACCGAGCCCCAAUGAUUGCAGUUAUUUUUUAUAUAUGUUCUUUAUAUAUUUCAUGCUACAUGUACAUUACUGUAAAUAUUUCUGUAUAAGUUAUGUAUGAACAUUUUGUUAAUGAGCAUUGAAAUAUGUGUUGUAAAUAAAUAAAAAUAGAUAAAGAAUUUUCAAAAAAAUUAUAGACUGAUCAUUUCUUUGUCAGUGGACCAAAUACCUUUUUCCCCACACUGUAUAUAUCAUAUAAAUACUUCCACCAUAGAUGUGUCAUAUCUACUCUCAUUAUAUGUAUAAAGAGAUUUGCUAAACUAACCCCUUCAGGACCGGCCUAUUUUGGCCAUGUUGUACGUUAAGGACCAGGGCUCUUUUAACUCUUUUGUGGUGUUUGUGUUUUAACUGUAAUUUUUCGCGCUCUCAUCUACUGUUCCCUUUAAGUUAUAUAUUGUUUGGGGGUUUUUUCAGGACAAAAAGGGCUUUCUUUACAUACCAUUAUUUGUAUCAUGUCAUAUAAUUUACUUUAAAAAAAUAAUUAAAUAUGGUGAAAAAUUAAAAAAACAAACAUGUUUUUUGACUUUUGCUUGAAAAAUCUUUUACUUACUUAUGAAAGCUAAUGAAAAAAACUGCUAAAUAGAUUCAAAAUUUUGUCCUGAGUUUAAAAACACCCAGUGCUUUUUUUGCUUUUUUUUGAAAGUUAUAGGGCUAUAAGCACAAAUAGGAAAUUGCUGUUUCAAAAUAUAUAUUUUUAAAAUGUAUCAAUAGUGACAUUGUAACACUGUUAUCUGUCAUAAAUCUAUGAAUCACACCCCACAUGUACAUAUUUUUUUUAAAGUAGACAACCCAGGGUAUUCAAUAUUCAAUAUGGGGUAUGUCCAGUCUUUUUUAGUAGCCACUUGGUCACAAACACUGGCCAAAGUUAGCGUUCAUAUUUGUUUGUGUGUGAAAAAAGUAAAAAACUAAAUUGAACGCUAAGUUUGGCCAGUGUUUGUGACUAAAUGGCUACUAAACAAGACUGGACAUACCCCAUUUGCAAUACCUUGGGUUGUCUACUAUUGCAAAUGGUAUGCCAUCCUAGGGGUAAUUCUCAUUCAUGGGCUACCAUACACUCUCAAAGGCAACAUAAACAACCUGGCAAUUUUCAAUGUAAAAAUAUUUUACCCUUAUAUUUGACCCUGUAAUUUUCAAAAACGCUAUAAAACGUAUACAUGGGAGUACUAUUAUACAGGAGACUGAACACAAAUAUUAGUGUUUCAAAACAGUAAAAUGUAUCACAACAAUUACCGUAUAUACUCGAGUAUAAGUCGACCCGAAUAUAAGUCGAGACCCCUAAUUUUACCCCAAAAAACUGGGAAAACUUAUUGAUUCGAGUAUAAGACUAGGAUGGGAAAUGCAGCAGCUACUGGUAAAUUUCUAAAUAAAAUUAUAUCCCCCCAAAAUUAUAUUAAUUGAAUAUUUAUUUACAGUGUGUGUGUAUAUAAUGAAUGCAGUGUGUGUGUGUGUGUGUGUGUGUGUGUGAUGCAGAGUGUGUUUGUGUAUGUGAUGCAGAGCCUUGGUGGGGGGUGGGCAUUUUUAUUAUUUUUAAUUAUUAUUAUUAUUUUAAUAUUAAAUUUUUUUGUUAUUUAUUUUAUCAUUGUUUAAUAUUAUUUUAUUAUUAUUUAAAUUUGUAUUUAUUUAUUUUUUGUCCCCCUCCCUGCUUGUUAGCUGGCCAGGGAGGGGGGCUCUCACUUCCUGGUGGUCCAGUGGCAUGGGCUGUGUAGGAGGGGGGCUGGCAGAGAGCUGUAACUUACCUUUCCUGCAGCUCCUGUCAGCUCUCUUCUCUCUCCUCCGGUCCGGUCAGCUUCCCUGUCAGCUCCCACUGUAAGUCUCGCGGUGUGACUGCCACGCGGAGCAUUGCCACGGUAAUCCGUGGCAACACUCUGACCCCGCGGCUCUCGCGAGACUUACACUGGAGCUGACAGGGGAGCUGACGGACCGGAGGAGAGAGAAGGGAGCUGCAGGAAAGGUAAGUUACAGCUCGCUGCCAACUUAAUAAAUAAAAAUGCCCACGCCCCACCAAGGCUCUGCAUCACAUACACAAACACACUCUGCAUCACACACACACACACUGCACUCAUACAUACUUGUCAUGAGCCCGGCUGUCGAGUGGGGGUCUUUCAGCACAAAAAAACGUGCCGAAAAACUCGAUUUAUACUCGAGUAUAUACGGUAUAUCAUCAGUGUAAGUGCUGUUUGUGUGUGAAAAAUGCAAAAAAAAAGUCGCAGUAUCAUUGCUGUGAUAUGUUUUACUGUUUUGAAACACUAAUAUUUGUGUUCAGCUAAGUUAUUUUUUUUUGAUUAUACACUUCCAGGGAGACUGCCUGUCAGCAAAGGCAGACACUUGGACACCUAUUGUGACCAUGUGACCGCUCUGUUGAGCGAUCACAUGGGCGCAGGGUCCUAAUUUGCCGUGGGGAAACUGCCUGGGCUGUCAGGCAGUCUCCCCACACCGGGAACAACGGCAAUCGGGUAAGUACAUAUUACCGUUAUGACGGUUCAGGAUCGUCACCAGUCCUCAAGGGGAUUUUUCCGAUGACUGUCCUAAACCGUCCACGGUCGGGAAGGGGUUAAUUGCCAGUUUUCAUCAAUGAAUAAUGUUUGUUUAUAAAACGAAGCUCUUCCUCUUCUGCAGUAUGGUUUUUGCACCAAGCUUGCAAAUAAGCUAACCAAAGCCUUAUUAGUAUAGUAGUUGUGUCUGAGUAUCUUAGCUAGAUGGCAGCAGAGCCUGAAAAGUUCAGAUUUAGUCUUGACAAUUUCUGCUUUAUGGGAUUUAAAGAACAUUACAAGAAAUUCUUAUUGGACUCAUUUCGUGUUUAGUGAACUGCAUAAGACAAUCUGCAGAUGAUAGAUACAAACAUAUGGUGGUGUGUUUUAAUUUAUUUUUAUUUCUCAUGCAGACGAAGAAUCGUCCCCUGCUGACGGAAAGAUCCUAUUUAAAAAGCCUGUAAAACGUUCCUCUGGUGACAAGUUUUCAGGCAUUAAUGCCAGUUCUAGCAAAAAGCAGAAGCCAGAAGAAAGUAAAGAUUUGAGUAGCAAAUCAAGCCAGAAACAAGUGCGAAAUAGCAGUUUACUCUCAUUUGAUGAUGGUGAAGAUGAAGAUUAGUGUUUUUGUGUAGACCAUUCCGUCUUCAGUUUUUAUAUUUAACUAAGCAGGUCUCUUGACCUGUAAUUGUACAAAAUGUAAUUGAUUGUCAACCAAAUAUUCAUUUUUAGUCGGUUUCUGAAAAAACAUUUUUGGGAAUAGCCAACAAUAAAAAUAUCACUUUUGUAAAAUAUUGCUGUUACACUUUUUAUGUGUAUGCUGUAUUGUUGUUUUGUUUUUAAGUGGGUAGCUUAACUUUUUUUUUAUUUUGCUGUAGACUGAACAUUGAGUUUUACAAGUUGUACUUGAAAAAUAGUAAUAAAAUGUAAAAUUGCCUUUGGAUUUUCAAUUAAUGAGAAAUAGAAUCUAUUUGGUCAGGGAUGAUUUUAAUGGUUUAAUUUUCUUUUUAGUUUGCUGUGUUAAGACUCAUUACCACUAUUAAAAUGGUUUUGUUAACCGUAAAGUAACAGUCUUUAAUUAAAACUUUUUUGGAUUUUUUUUAUCAC